GUAGAGGUGACCACAGGCUCCAUGACCCAUGCUGGCACUUGUGACAAUAUAUUCAUCACUCUGAUUGGCACGCAUGGAGAGAGUAAGCGGACCAAGCUUGACAGCUUUGGAAAGGAUUUCAAGACUGGAAUGGUGAGAUAUUUUUCCUUGUAUUUUUGUACACCUCGCCACCUGCUCCUUAUCAGACUUGAGAAAAAUAAUUACAUGUUUUUGCCAGAGAAUGACUGGUUCUGCUCCCUGAUCAGUGUGAAAACCCCUGAGAGGGAUGUGAUCCAUUUCCCAUGCUAUCGCUGGAUGGCAGAAGGGGAGGUGAUUGAGCUGCGAGAGGCGAAAGGACCCCUGUAUCUUCCUUCAGUGGUCCGUUUCUCUUUCACCAAAGCCAUGGAAUUCCUGUUGACUAAAAACAACUCACUUUUGGCACGACUCUGUGUACAUUUCACCUGCAAACUGGAGUUUACAUGUGCCCUUACGUUCAAUAACACUUCCAGCUUCAGCCACUGUGUCAAAAUUUCAUCUCAGAAUUGGGAUGUUACAUUUCAACAAACUCAAAUUUUGUUCCAACAGAAGGGGAAUAUAUUCUUAUGUGAUUAUAAAACACUGGCGGAAUUACCCACUCGUGAGAUCAAUGGCAAACAGCAGUAUGUUGCGGCUCCACUCUGUCUGCUGUACAAGAACCCAGUGGGCAAACGUCUGCCUAUUGCCAUUCAAUUGAAGCAACAGGCGUCAGAGGAAAAUCCAGUUUUCCUGCCUAGCGAUUCAGAGCAUGACUGGCAGCUCGCUAAAAUCUAUGUGAGGAAUGCAGAUUGUCUUGAGCAUCAAGCAUCUUUCUAUUAUCUGCACACCCAUCUGUUGGCUGAAACCUUUACAGUUUCAUUGCUGAGGAACCUCCCUGCAGUGCACCCAAUGUAUAAGUUGUUGAUACCCCACACACGUCAUACCCUCCAGAUGAACGCCCUUAUCUGGGACAGGUUUCUUGGGAACGUUUCUAGGUUUCCUAAUACCAGUAUUGGAGGUGAAGGGAUGACCGAUCUCAUGAAGAGGGCCCUCUCAGAGCUGACCUACAGUUCUCUGUGCCUGCCUGAGAACAUCAGUGAGCGUGGACUACAAUCUAUUCCCAACUUCUUCUACAGAGAUGAUGGACUUCGGCUAUGGGACUUGAUCAAUGAUUUUGUAAGGACAAUGGUCAAGUUUUAUUACCAGAGUGAUGGUGAUGUACUGCAGGACACUGAACUCCAGGAUUGGAUCAAGGAGAUAUUUGUCCAAGGGUUUCUUGGGCAGAGCUCAGCAGGAAUACCUCAGUGUUUUAGUACAGUUGAUGAGGUCAUCAAAUUUGUAACCAUGGUGAUCUUCACAGUUUCAGCUCAACACACUACCCUCAAAGCAAGAAAGUUUGACUAUGGUAGCUGGUUUCCCAACUCUCCUGGUUCUCUGAAAAGACCUCUUCCAACAUCUAAGGGAAGCUCAGACAAGAACACCAUGCUGGACACUUUGCCUGAUAUCAACACGUCUGCAUAUCUAGUAUCAGUCUUUUGGCUACUAAGCAAGCCCUCGGCAGACUUAGUUCCACUUGGCCAAUAUCCUAUGGAUUGCUUUUGCCACACAGCGCCCCAGAAAAUGAUCAGAGAUUAUCAAGCAGAGUUGGCCUUUUUGAGUGAGUCCAUCAAAGACAAAAAUGCAGGGUUGCAAUUGCCUUACACUUACUUAUGCCCUGAUUGGAUAAGUAACAGUGUGAGCAUUUGA
Messenger RNA from Xyrauchen texanus (razorback sucker), 1740 nucleotides. RefSeq names its product hydroperoxide isomerase ALOXE3. Lineage: Eukaryota; Metazoa; Chordata; Actinopteri; Cypriniformes; Catostomidae. Gene Ontology annotation, molecular function: iron ion binding; oxidoreductase activity, acting on single donors with incorporation of molecular oxygen, incorporation of two atoms of oxygen; protein binding. The transcript has 12 exons. Gene Ontology annotation, biological process: linoleic acid metabolic process; lipid oxidation. The record is from RefSeq and is a predicted model, not a curated record. Bases 22 to 1740 code for a protein of 572 amino acids.